UCAUCUUCUUCACCUAAGCGGCGUGUUUACUGGCCGUGGUUAGGGGUUCCGUACGCACCGUAGGGACACCGGCCGUAGGGGACACCGCAGUGGACACCGGCAGUGGACACCAGCAUUCCAGCCGGUCUGCCUUGCGACUGACGUCACGCGACUGACGUCACGCCAGCGCAGCGCUCGGUGUGUAUGUAUGUAUGUGUGUGUGUAAGUGUAUGUGUGUGUGACGUCACUGGCGCUCGGGCCGGGGCGUGUCGGCGGCGACUGCACUGCAGUGCGGCCUGGUGCGCCGACGGGAGAGGUGGUGGGGCGUCGGACCGCCGCGAGAGCUCGGUGCCGAGGUGGUGGUGGAGCCGGUGAUGGAGCGGUAGCGCGACCGCCGCCAUGCCGCCGGCGCUGCUGUUGCUGCUGCUGCUGAUGGCGGCCGUGACGGCGCGGGCCGACAACACCACCCAGCGCUGCGUGCCGGGCCUCCUGCUGCCCGUCUGGGAGCCGCAGCACAGCCUCAGCACUGGAGAUGUGCUGGCGCGCGCGCUCGUCUACUUUCUCUCACUCAUCUACCUUUUUAUUGGCGUGUCGAUCGUAGCCGACCGCUUCAUGGCCUCCAUCGAGGUCAUCACCUCCAAGGAGAAAGAGGUCACCGUCAAGAAGGCCAACGGCGAGACGCAGAUUGUUGUUGUGCGAGUCUGGAACGAGACGGUGGCCAACCUGACGCUGAUGGCUCUGGGCUCGUCGGCCCCCGAGAUCCUCCUCUCCAUUAUUGAAAUAUACGCCAAGAACUUUGAUGCGGGCGCGCUGGGGCCGGGUACUAUUGUGGGCAGCGCCGCUUUCAACCUGUUUGUCAUCAUCGCCAUUUGUGUGUAUGUCAUCCCCGACGGGGAGGUGCGCAAGAUCAAACACCUGCGCGUGUUCUUCGUGACGGCUACGUGGUCCAUCUUCGCCUACGUGUGGCUGUACCUGAUCCUGGCGGUGAUCACGCCCGGAGUGGUGGACGUGUGGGAGGCCCUGCUGACGCUGCUCUUCUUCCCGGCUACCGUGACCACCGCCUACAUCGCCGACCGGCGCAUGCUCUUCUACAAGUACAUGAAGAAGGACUACCGUGUCAACAAGCGUGGCGUCAUCGUGGAGAGCGAAGGUUUGGAGCUGAGCAGGCCCAGCCACGGGCCGUUGGGCGGCGAGCUCAAACAGCUCGACGAGGAGCAGGUGGACGAGGCGGUGCGCGAGUUCGAGGAAAACCGACGCGAGUACAUUCGGAUCCUGCGCAAGCUGCGUCAGCUGCACCCCAGCCUCGAGAUGGAGCAGCUCGAGCUGAUGGCACGCGAGGAGGUUCUCAACAGGGGGCCCAAGUCGCGCGCCUUCUACCGAAUCCAGGCCACGCGCAAACUCACCGGAGGCGGGAAUCUGAUGCGGCGCGCGCUGCAGGCGGAACGGCGUGCCAGCACUGUCGACCUCGAUGACGUCAAGAUGGACGACAGCCAGCACGCCAUCCACGUGUUCUUCGACCCGGGCCACUACACUGUGAUGGAGAGCGUCGGGGAGCUGGCGCUGACAGUGCGUCGCGAGGGCGGCGACCCGAACCAGUGCGUGCUGGUCGACUACCGCACAGAGGACGGCUCGGCCAGCGCCGGCAGUGACUACGUGGCCGUCGCCGGCACCCUCUUCUUCGGGCCCGGAGAGAGUGUUCAGACGAUCGGUGUAUCGGUCAUAGACGACGAUCUGUUCGAGGAGGACGAGCACUUUUACGUAAAGCUGAGCGGCCUGCGUCUGGCCAGUCGAGACGGCGCGCCGGUGGGCCAGACGAACGGCAGCGCCGUGCGCCGGCACUCGGUGCCCGAGCUGAGGCUGGUGGCGCCGUUCGUCGCCACGGUGAUGAUUCUGGACGAUGACCACGGCGGCGUGUUCUCCGUGGCCGAGAAGGACGUGGAGAUCGUAGAGUCCGUGGGCACCUACUCACUGCGCGUCUGCCGAUGGUCGGGCGCGCGCGGCCGCGUGGCUGUGCCCUAUGUCACCCUCGAGGGCACCGCCAAGCCCGGAAAGGACUACGAACACUGCCAGGGGGAGGUGGUCUUCGAGAACAACGAAACCGAGCAGUACAUCAACAUACCCAUUAUCGAGGAGGACAGCUACGAAAAGGACGUGCUCUUCUAUGUGGAGCUCGGGGAGCCUCGCUUCCUCUCAGCGGACGCAGGCGCCGUGCUGGAUUUGCAGCGCCGGCCGGCGGCGGAGCUGACCGACCAGCAGCGUGUGGCGCUGCUCGGCCGGCCGCGGCUCGGAGACGCCGUGCGCGCACAAAUCAGGGUCAAGGAGAGCAAGGAGUUUAAGAACACCGUCGACAAGCUGGUGCAGCGGGCCAACGCGUCGUUCCUGGUCAGCACGUCCUCUUGGAAGGAACAGUUCAUCGAGGCGGUGACAGUUUCGGCAGGGGACGACGACGGCGGCGACGAGGCCAAGGAGGCGGGCGCGGCCGGCGCGCGGAUGCCCGGCUGCGCCGACUACGUGCUACACUUCAUCACUGUGUUCUGGAAGGUGCUGUUUGCGUUCGUGCCGCCGACUGACGUGCUGCACGGCUACCCGUGCUUCCUUGUCUCCAUUGUGGGCAUCGGCCUGCUGACGGCCGUCAUCGGUGACCUGGCCUCCCACUUUGGCUGCACCAUCCACCUGCGGGACGGCGUCACGGCCAUCUCGAUCGUGGCGCUGGGCACCAGCGUGCCAGGUAUACGUCCCAGACCCAGACCCAGACCCGGACCCGGACCCAGUCCUACAGCCCGUGCCAGAGUACCAGGUACCGUCCCAGCCCCAGACCCGGGCCCAGACUCAGUCACAGUCCUGCAGCCCGUGCUUAUUUUGGGACAGUUCCAGUCGAAGACACUCCAGCCCAGUCACAGACCCAGUCACAGACCCAGCCACAGACUAAGUCACAGACCCUCUAGCCCAGUCACAGACCCAGUCACAGUCACAGACCCAACCACAGACCCUGUAACCCAGUCACAUACCCGAUCCCAGUCAGAGACCCAGUCACAGACCCAGUCAUAGACUUUCCAUCGCCCCUCACAGACCAAAUGGUCUGCCGGACCUCGCCGCCCCGGCUCCUUCGUGUCCCGGGGUUUCGCUGGGCAUUUCGAGAGCUCGGUUUGAGUCUCUCAUUCGUGUUAGGAGCUCGUAUGCUGAUCAAUUUAACCUCUCAGGCACAAAGCUAAUAUCUGUAUGACCUCAGCGGGCUGGUUCUGGUAAAAGAUCCAGAGACGGCUCCGUCCGAACACACUCCGUCUACUGGCAGCCGGGAUCAAAUAAAGGCGCACCGAUAUGACAGCCGCGCAGUGGCUGCCAUAUUCCCUUCAUAACAGAGGUCAGGCCAUCAGCUAAUGUGGCUAUGUAAUGAACCAUAGAUGGAUGAGCUAAUGACCGGCUUCAUGGUGCUCGACUGUGGACAAUAAUGAGCCGCCGUGCCGGGCCCUUCUCGGCAGAGAGGCGCCGCGGUUGGCCCUGAAGUCGCCACGGUCCGUUCGCUGCCCGCCGCCGAUAGGGCCGGCGGCCGCUCCGUCUGCUGUCCUCUCCCCACCCACCCCGCUUUCAGUGCUUGACCUCCAGCCUACAUACCUAUUGCCACCUCACUUAGAUACUUCUACCUACGUGCCUGAUAACCAACCAACCUUUUAGUGGCAUGUGCUUGGCAUGUUCUGGUUGCAUGUCGCUUACUGUCGCACACUGGCUCUUAGGGAUCUAUGUGUUUGAUAUAACAUAACUUGCAUGGCUGUGCUGGCUGUGGGUGGAAAUGUGGACUGGCCGCUCCACGGCGCUCGGUGCCGGCCUGGUUCUGCUAUCGCUAACCAAAUGUGCACGAAUAGUUUGCUGUGAAGCAGUGACGGUCAGUGGAAGCAGAGCGUUGAACGCGCCCGUUAUGUUUAUCAGUAGCGUGUUGCGGUGGGCGGCGCCGAUGCGCGGUGGUAGCACCGUUUCGCAGCACCGUCAGCCGCUGUGGUGUUGCAAAUCGAACACAUUAACGGUAACUUUCGCAAUAUCAGCAACGUAACACGCCGUUGAAAUAUUUGUCAGGUGAAACCGUGACCGAGUGCGAGUGGCGCGCUGCGGCCGGUGGCGGUGUUUGACCGCGGCUGACCUCGCCCCC
Messenger RNA from Amphibalanus amphitrite, 4120 nucleotides. Its product is annotated as sodium/calcium exchanger 2-like. Gene Ontology annotation, molecular function: calcium:sodium antiporter activity. The record is from RefSeq and is a predicted model, not a curated record. Gene Ontology annotation, cellular component: axon; postsynapse; sarcolemma. The transcript has 7 exons. Gene Ontology annotation, biological process: sodium ion transmembrane transport; calcium ion import across plasma membrane; cell communication. Lineage: Eukaryota; Metazoa; Arthropoda; Thecostraca; Balanomorpha; Balanidae. The coding region runs from base 379 to 3027 and encodes 882 amino acids.